AAUUCAUUUUUGAAAACUAAAUGUUGUUUUGGAUUUUAACAAUUUGUAAAGAAUCUUGUGAUGUCUCGACAAAAUGAAAAAGUUUGUAGAAUCUGUCGAGAUGUAAAUUUAACAAAUGGAAUAUCGUUUGAUACAGAAAGUGAUUUGUUGCGCUUGUACGAGUUUUGUUUUCUAAUAACUAUAACAUCAGAUGACUCGCCGAGAUAUAUGUGUAUUGGAUGUACAAGAAAAUUAAAAGAGUUUAGCGAGUUUAAAAAUCAAGCUUUAUUAUCUGAUAAAUUAUGGAAAUCAAAUAAUAUAACAGCAUCAAACAAUGAGAUUAAGCAUGAAACAUUUAUUGAAGAGAUAAAUUUUAGUCACCUUUCAAACUUCAGUAAUAGUGAUGAUGUAGGUAAAGAAAAACAUAGUUCACAUAUUAAGGGGAUCAGUGAAAUAUAUGAUUGUAAUAUGUCAAAUGAUCUUGAGUACCAAAAAGAAGAUGUAGACUAUUUUGAUGAUCAAACUUCUUUAAUUAAUAUGAAAGUCAAAGAAGAAUUGAAUGUAGAAGUAUCUAUGAGAGCGUCAAAGAAACAUUGCCAGAACAGAAAGAAGAAAAAAUCUGAUGAAGGUAAACCUUUACCAGAAGCACCAAAUUUAAUAUGUGGUUUAUGCGAUGUAGAUUCAAUUGAUAGUAUAGAAAUGAAACAACAUUUGGUAGAUCACAAUACAAAUGAUAGUUUAAAUUGCAAACUAUGUGAGUUUGUUGGUAGAGACUUUGCUGAUAUGGUGACGCACAGAUAUGACCAUCACCCAAAGGAAUAUCGGAUUAAUCUCAGUUGCCAUAUUUGCAAUAAAAAGUAUUUAGCUAAGUUGGCAUUACAAUUUCACUAUAGAGCUGUUCAUUUGAAAAAGAAGGGCGGCAUCUGUACACAGUGUGGGAAACAAUUUAGUACAUAUGUCAGGUGGAGGGACCAUGAGAAAUUACAUAGAACGGAAAACUACAAAUGCGAAUUAUGUGACAGAAAGUUCUUAUUUCGACAUGCUCUCAAAACGCACAUGAUCAAUCAUUCAGAGGUAAAAGGUUACGUCUGUGACAUCUGCGGAAAAGGAUUCAAGCGUAAUUCCAAUCUUAAGCUGCAUCUUCAAACCGCGCACGACUCCAACAAAGUUAUAUGCAAUCAUUGCGACGGCACAUUCAAGAAUCAGAAAAGUCUAAAGGCACAUUUGCAAAGAGUGACAAAGGAUAAGUCGUUCCAAUGCAACGUGUGCUCAAAAUAUUUCGAUACACCAAACAUGUUGAAGAGACACAUGGUCUGGCAUGGUGACGAAAGGCCUUACAUAUGCAGUGUUUGCGGUCUAUCUUAUAAAUCAACCAGUCAACUCAAUCUACACAUGCGCAAACAUACAGGAAUUUUACCCUUUAAGUGUAAUCAGUGCACCAAGUGUUACCCCACUUCGAACCAACUUCGGGAGCAUAUGAGCAAUCAUUCUGGUGAAAGAAGAUACAAGUGUCCGUUCUGUUCCAAAAGUUUCCACCAUAAGAAACUAAUGGUAAAGCAUUGUUCUAAAAGUCACGAUGAUAAGGCUAUGGAGACGCAAAAGCAAGAGUCUAUUGGAGGAAGAGAUGUUUUGUAGACGACUACCCUUGCUAAUUACAAUUGUGAUUGUGCGUCGUACCACCGUUUAUUUCGUCCUAGGUUUUCGCAUGCAAACUUUUUGUCUUCGAUCUUCUACAUUAUUUAUUUUGAGUUAUCCACUUUUGGUAAUUUGAAAUUUUGAGUAAUCCAAUAUGCUAUUUAUGAAUAUCAGUUCGUGAAAAUGUGUCGAGUUAGAAACAUACAUACAGAAAUAAUAUACAGAACUGUUUCCGUUAUGCUUACGAGUUUUAACUCAAGAAAAAUGUAUACUAUAUCAAAUCAAAUAUAAUAAAGUUAAAUUAUUCACCAAACCCGAAGAAAAGGGGUGUAUAACUGUUCAACUAUGUUAAUAUUAUUUAGGUUAACCAUACGAACUGUUUUUAUAUUUCUUUUUUGUUUGUUACAGUUUUUUUUUUGCUUAACGUUUAUUAAAUCAAGUUCUCAAGCU
Messenger RNA from Diatraea saccharalis (sugarcane borer), 2064 nucleotides. NCBI's taxonomy places the organism in Eukaryota, Metazoa, Arthropoda, Insecta, Lepidoptera, Crambidae. The record is from the annotation of a GenBank genome assembly.